This is a messenger RNA of Rotaria sp. Silwood2, 915 nucleotides long. NCBI's taxonomy places the organism in Eukaryota, Metazoa, Rotifera, Eurotatoria, Philodinida, Philodinidae. The record is from the annotation of a GenBank genome assembly.
AUGUUAUUAGAAACAGCAGGGCUUCAAUGUGUUCAACGUUUAAAUAAAACAUUAAAUAAACAUUUUGAAAAACGACCAGAAGAUAAAAUAAAAUUUGAAACAUAUAAUAUUGAAAAUCUUGAUAACUUUAAUAUAGUUGAAUUAUUUUUUAUAAAACUUCUUCAUAUACCUAAUUAUAAUUUUAAAUUAAAAUGUUAUCAAUAUCGUGAUGAAUUACAAUCACAAUUAAAUUUAUUAAGUCAAUCAAUUGAUCGUUUUAUUCAUGGUAUUGAAUUAAUUUUAAAUCAUGAAUAUUUACCUUGUGUAUUUCAACUUUUAUGUUAUUUAUAUAAUAUUGUAUCAAAUAAAUGUGUACCUGGUCUUGAUUUAAUAUCAUUAGUUGAUGCUCUAAAUUCACCAACAAAUCGAUUAAAUAAAACUGUAGCACAUGUUCUAGCUGAAAUUCUUAAUAAAUAUUAUUCAAAUUAUUUAAUAAAUAUAAUUAAUGAUAAAACAUUACUUGAAUUAAAAAAAUUUAUUUCAAUAAAAUAUGAAAAACUUUAUAUAGAAAUACAUGAAAUUUAUCAACAAUAUCAACAACUUGAAUAUGAAUGUAUAAAUAUUAAAAAUCAGUAUGAAUUACCAUUAUUUAUUUCAUCAAUGUUUUUAGAAACAAAAAAACAAUUUGAAAAAUUAUUUCAACAAGAAAUUCUUAUAAAAAAAGGUGAACAAGAUUUAGCGAAAUAUUUUUGUUCAAAUGAUUUAACGAUUGAUAUUUGUUUAUCAACUGUUGGUCAAUUUGUUGAUAAACUUCGUCUUGCAUACAUUGAUAAUACGAAAGAACAAAAACAAAAAGUUUCAAUAAUCAAUCAUGAACUUAAACAUUCCGUAUUCUUAUCAAUAAAAAAACCAUCUUCGUUUUUAUCAUGUGUUUAA